Messenger RNA from Trichoderma citrinoviride, 1554 nucleotides. RefSeq lists its product as hypothetical. The transcript has a single exon. Lineage: Eukaryota; Fungi; Ascomycota; Sordariomycetes; Hypocreales; Hypocreaceae. Bases 1 to 1554 code for a protein of 517 amino acids. The record is from RefSeq and is a predicted model, not a curated record.
AUGCCCCUUGGCACUCGUUCUUCAUCAUCAUCAUCAUCGUCCUUCGCUCUCUUGACUUCCGUGCUCCUCUGGUCCGUCGCCUCUUGCUCGCCCUUUACGCACAAAGACAGCAGAAGCGAGUCAGCUCGCGGCUUGCCCAACACCUCCAAGUAUCUGCCCGUCCAGAUCGGCGGCAUCGUUGCGGCAUACGGAGUCUCCUUGGUGCUGGUCGCCAUCCUCCUACUCUCGCUCUCCAGACGACGCAGGGAACAUCUCCGGGGGAGUGACCUGCCGCCCAGCUACAUCUUGCAGCCAAGCUUUCCGGUAGCAGAUCCAAAGCUUCAAGCGUUCCAGCAACAGUUCGACUUCACCCAAUAUCCCGAGGGCCACGUCGUUGUCCCACCCUUGACCAUCCCCAAGGCGGAACCCUUCCACUCCGGCCCAUACAGCGCUCGCAUUUUCGAUCCAAACAGCGUACCGGCACCGUACAUCUUGCCGUCGCCUUCUUCUUCAUCUGUCGUUCCCACCACUCUCGGAGUCUCGCCACUUGUAGACCAGUCCGUCGUCGCAGCAGACAGAGCCAUGGCGCAACAACAGCUGGAAGAGAUGUACAAGUAUGUCAUGGAGCACGAGGAGGCCAAGCAAAAGGGCAUCAUUCUCGAGUCUCCCGUGGCAUCUCCGAACCCUCAGCGCGAGUCAGCGGCGUCCGGCAAGUCGUCCAAUGGUCUCUUGUCCAAGAAGAGCAAGUCCAAGCCCGCCGGCUUGAACCUUGCUGCGGCCAAGGAGGAAAAGUCCCAGUCAAAGACCUCAGCCCUGUUCUCGUCGCUCCUCUCGCCCAAGAAGAAGACGGCCAAGGGCAUCAGCAUCUCGUCUCCCAUCAUGACGCCCAUGUCCGGCACCUUCCCGCAGCAUGAGUCUCGCGAGAUGAGCGCUAUCCCUCCGCGACACUACGCUCCCGCUCCUCCGCCGCCUAUCCCAACGGAUCAGGUGCCUUACGGUGCCGCCAACACCAGGUCGGGUGCUCCCAUAACCCCUGAUAUCUCGCCCCAGAGCAUUCAAACUAUCGACGAGCGCAUCGGGGCCUCCCUCGACCGUGCCAAUCGAUCGCGGGCGAGUCUGCAGUACACCGAGAGAGAUCCCGAGUCAGCCACCACGGAGAAUUCGCAAUCUCCCCUCGUUGGUCUCCCAUCUUCGCCCCGACCCGGCAGCACGUUCCCUUCACUGCCGUCUUCACCACGACCCGGCGCCUCCUUCUCCCGUCCUAACCCUCCCUCUGCGGUCCGAACCGGUGGAACGCUCCCUCUUCGUGCCUACGAGGAGCAGCUUGGAUCGCCGUACGUCACUGCCCAAACAACGAAGCAGACCGUCUUCGAGCGAACCGGACCUCUGUCGCCAGGCGGUGGCAGGACUCCCUUCACCGGCACCGCGGUGCCGUACUCUCCGUAUCAGCCGUUUACUCCUUGUGUCCCCAUUACCCCUGGCUUGGUGACCAAGGAAGACCGCAAGCGCAUGAAGCGCAUGGUCCCGAAGACGCCGACUACAGAGCUGGUCAAGAGCUCUGAGGAGAUUUGGUAA